AUGGAAGGAAGAGAAUUGGCAACAAUGUCAGAAGAUGAUUUUCACUGUCGAAAACCGGAAAUAGUUGAAGAACCGAGAGAUGUUGAAGUUAGUUUUGGAGGUUCUGCAUCGUUUCAUUGCAAAGUCGAUGGUGAUCCCGCACCGGAAGUAAUAUGGCUUCGAAAUAGCAAUGAAAUAAACGCAAACGACGGUAGGCAUUCGAUACUUAAAGAUGGAACGUUAAUGAUUGAAAGUACUCUGGACGAAGAUUUAGGAACGUACGAAUGCGUUGCAAAAAGUCCAUUAGGACAAAUAAAAUCGAAACAAGUCAGAAUGGAUAAAGUUAGAACGACGAGAGAAGGAAAACCGCAUUUCGAAAGGACGCCUCUCGAUUGGUCAGCAAACAUUGGUGAUACAGUGCAAUUGGUUUGUUCGGCAAAUGGAGAUCCUCGACCUCACAUUUCCUGGUAUUUUGGAGAAUCUCAUUUAUCCAAUUCGCACAAGUACAGAAUCGAAGAUAAUGGAGUUUUAAUCAUUUUCAACGCGCAACCUCAAGAUGCUGGAAUAUAUCGGUGCACGGCAGCAAAUUCUUUAGGUGUUAUUUCAUCUGUGUCACGUCUUCGAGUCAACGUGGCUCCGACAUUUUCAACGCAUCCGGAAAAUUUGACGCUUAAAUCUGGUGAAAUGGCGGAAUUAGUUUGUGCUGCUGAUGGUGAACCCGUGCCAUCGAUAUCUUGGUACAAAGGUGGAAGAUUGUUGGCUACAGGAGGACGAACUUAUGUUUUGGGUCAAAAAUUAAGGAUCGAACACGUUAAAGAAUCCGAUUCUGGACUUUAUGUUUGCAGAGCGGAUAAUCGUGCGGGUCAAGCAGAAACGACAGCAAGAAUUUUAGUUAAAGAUUAUCGCGAACGGCUACCACCAAAAUUUAUUCACACCCCGUAUAAUUUAGACGUACCUGCAGGUUCGACUAUUGAAAUACCGUGUAAAGCCGAUGGAGAACCUGCACCCGUUAUGGUUUGGAGAAAAGAUGGAAAUGUCAUAUCGGAAAGCAAAGGUCAUUAUAGAUUAUCAUCACACGGUAGUUUGUACAUUCAUAGUGUGUCUUUUCAAGAUGCCGGAACGUACGAAUGUUCUGCCGUUAAUGAUUUUGGAAAAGUUGUUGCCAAUGGAGUGCUUAAAGUCAAAGGAAAACCUCAACCGGCCAGUCCGGGAGAUAAAUUCGUUCAGAAAGCAUUCGAAGAAGCUUCAAGAGAUAUCGAUCAUGCUGUUGACAACACUUUGAAAACAUUCGUUCAUCGUCCACGUAACGGUCCUCCUCUUUCAGCCGGCGAAUUAAUGAGAUUGGUUAGAUUUCCAAACGCUGCAGCACGACAGGUUGCCAGAGCAGCAGAAGUUUAUGAGCGUACGCUUUAUUUGAUAAGAAAACAUGUUGAAUCUGGAAUGAAAGUCAAACCUGAAAAAGAUUUUAGCUAUAAGGACAUUCUAUCACCGGAAAAAUUGACAAUAAUAGCAAAUCUUUCCGGAUGCAUGAUUCAUAGGCCUGCGAUAAAUUGUUCAGACAUGUGCUUUCACAAUAAGUACAGAACCAUCGAUGGUACUUGCAACAACAUGAAACAUCCGAUGUGGGGAGCAUCACUUACAGGUUUCGAUCGUAUUCUUAGUCCUGUUUACGAAGAUGGAUUUUCCAUGCCAGUCGGUUGGACAAAAUCAAUAAAAUAUCACGGAUUUUCAAAACCUAGCGCAAGGUUAAUUUCAACACGUUUAAUACGUACGGAUGAAAUAACUCCAGACGAUCACGUGACCCACAUGCUCAUGCAAUGGGGACAGUUUUUAGAUCACGAUUUAGAUCACGCGAUACCCUCAGUUUCAAGCGAAAGUUGGGGAGGUAUAAAUUGUAAAAAAUCGUGCGAUUAUGCAGCACCCUGUUAUCCUAUCGAAGUACCACCGAACGAUCCAAGGGUUACCAACAGAAGAUGCAUAGACGUUGUCCGAUCGAGUGCGAUUUGCGGUUCCGGUCAAACUUCCGUACUAUGGGCCGACGUUCAACCCCGAGAACAAAUCAAUCAAUUGACGGCGUUUAUUGAUGCUUCCCAGGUUUAUGGUUUUUCAACUGACGUCGCAAACAUUUUAAGAAAUUUCACAAACGAUUAUGGUCGUUUAAGAGAAGGUAUUUCUUAUCCGAACGGUAAACCGUUAUUGCCAUUUGCCGAAAAUCAUCCCAACGAUUGCAGACGUGAUCCUGGAGAAAGCGAAAUCGAAUGUUUCAUAGCAGGUGAUAUACGUUCGAACGAACAAAUCGGACUUUUGGCAAUGCAUACCAUUUGGUUUAGAGAACAUAAUCGUAUAGCAUCGGAACUACGUCAUUUGAACACUCAUUGGGAUGGAGAUACCAUUUAUUACGAAGCGAGAAAGAUUGUAGGAGCCGAAAUGCAACACAUAACUUACAAUCAUUGGUUACCCCUGGUUUUGGGAGAAAAAGGUAUGGAAAUGUUGGGUAAAUAUAAAAGUUACGAUCCAAACAUAAGUCCUGGAAUAUCAAACGUAUUUGCAACUGCUGCGUUAAGGUUCGGACAUUCACUUAUAAAUCCAGUUUUGGAAAGGUUGAAUAGUUCGUUUCAACCCAUUCCAGAAGGACAUUUACUUCUCCAAAAGGCAUUUUUUUCACCCUGGAGACUCGUCGACGAAGGCGGUGUGGAUCCUUUGAUGAGAGGACUUUUCACGGCACCGGCAAAAUUAAAAACUCCGACGCAAAAUUUAAAUUCAGAACUCACGGAACAUUUAUUUGAAUUUGCACAUGCCGUGGCAUUAGAUUUAGCAGCUAUUAACAUACAGAGAGGAAGAGAUCACGCAUUGCCGGAAUACAACGCAUUUAGAAAAUAUUGUAAUUUGACGGUCGCGGAAACUUUUGACGAUUUGAGAGGGGAAAUAUCGAGUCAAAGCGUUAGAAACGAACUUGAAGCUUUGUACGGUCAUCCAGGAAAUAUUGACGUUUGGGUCGGUGGAAUAUUAGAAGAUCAAAUUGAUGGUGCUAAAGUAGGACCAACGUUUAGAUGUUUGUUAGUCGAACAAUUUAAAAGAUUAAGAGAUGGCGACAGAUUUUGGUAUGAAAACAAUGGAGUUUUCAAACCUGAACAAUUAACCGAAAUAAAACAAUCGAGUUUGGCACGAGUUCUUUGCGACAAUGGAGACGACAUUCGAGACGUUACACGAAACGUGUUUGUUUUACCGAGAAAACAGGGAGGAUACCUGCCGUGUGCAAAAAUACCACAAAUCGAUUUAAGAUUUUGGACGGAAUGUUCUCACGAUUGUCAAGGUCCGAGAAUCUUCGAUGGUAUAUCAAAUUCAAUAUCGAGAACGAGAAGAUCUUCUUCAGGUUCGUCGAUGGUAAAAAAACGUCAAACAAAUUCACAAAUGAAUCAAUUAAACGAAUUAAAUCGAUUUUACAAUGAGGUUCAAAUGGAUGACGAAGUUAACGAAGAUAGAAUCGAAGGUAUGGAAACGGUUUUAGAAGAAUUUCAAAAAACUCUUAAACAAAUAAAAAGAAAAAUGAGAAAAUUAUCUUAUCAAUGUCAAAUGAAUUUAAAUAAGAAAAAUUCAACUCAGUCUCAUGGAUCCCAUCAUCACAAUCAAUGCAACGAUAACGGUCAUAAAAGAAUUAACGGUGAACAUUGGUCGAAAGAUGCAUGCACUCAAUGCGUUUGUCAGGAAAAACAAAUAACUUGCACGAAAAUUCUCUGCCCGAAAAUGAUUUGUUCGAAACCGGAAACGAAACCGGAUGAAUGUUGUCCAGUUUGUCCAAAGGAUGAUAAUAAAAAUCAGUGA
Messenger RNA from Pediculus humanus corporis (human body louse), 3801 nucleotides. Its product is annotated as Thyroid peroxidase precursor, putative. Bases 1 to 3801 code for a protein of 1266 amino acids. The record is from RefSeq and is a predicted model, not a curated record. Gene Ontology annotation, molecular function: protein binding; peroxidase activity; heme binding. The transcript is spliced from 19 exons. Gene Ontology annotation, biological process: response to oxidative stress. NCBI's taxonomy places the organism in Eukaryota, Metazoa, Arthropoda, Insecta, Psocodea, Pediculidae.